This is a messenger RNA of Girardinichthys multiradiatus, 2545 nucleotides long. RefSeq lists its product as uncharacterized. Gene Ontology annotation, molecular function: nucleic acid binding. Bases 399 to 1670 code for a protein of 423 amino acids. The transcript has 4 exons. The record is from RefSeq and is a predicted model, not a curated record. NCBI's taxonomy places the organism in Eukaryota, Metazoa, Chordata, Actinopteri, Cyprinodontiformes, Goodeidae.
ACCAGAUUCAGGGCCAUCUUCCUGCAAGCGCUGGAGGUGCACGACACCUUUGUACCUCACGUGAGCACCUGGAAGCAUCUGGGUGCAACCAGCUUCAUCGCCUGAGAUGUGAGUCGUGCAGGGGAACGUCCAGCAAUCUUGGGGAACAUGUCAGAUUUAAGUGACUUUUUACGUGGCCGAGGGCUUCCUGAAGAUGCCAUUUCAUUAUUGGAAGAGCAGAAGAUUGAUUGGGAUGUCAUAGGGCUGAUGGAUGACGCAACUCUGGCAAAUUACAUCCCUUCCUAUGGAGACCGAAUUGUCCUCUUCAAUUUCUGCAAAAGCAAACAACCACUCUCAAAAAGAAAACAGGGUCUUCUGGCAAGAGUUCCCCUCUCAGAGUGAGAGACACAGUUCCUGAAAUGUCAGAUUUGGAUGACCUAGUCAGACUGUACUUCAGACUUUCUUUCAGUAACAAAGAAAUACUUGCAAUUUUAGCACACAGUCAUCAGACUAUAAUAAGUGUUCGAACUCUAAAGAGAAUUUGUAAAAGACUUGGGCUGUUCAGAAGGAAGAAUCAGUCAGACCUGGAAGAAGUGAUGGUCUUUGUCCAACAAGAAAUCAUGACCAGUGGUCAGAUGCAAGGUUAUCGUUGGCUACAUCUUCGUGCAGUUCAAUGUGGAAUUGUGGUGUCACAAGAUACUGUAAGACGCAUAAUUAAAUUGGUUGACCCACAAGGUGUGGAACUAAGACGAGCUCGACAAUUGAAAAGACGUCAGUACAACUGCAAAGGACCAAAUGCACUUUGGCACAUGGAUGGCUAUGAUAAACUAAAACUAUAUGGCAUUGCUAUUAGUGGCUGCAUAGACGGUUUUAGCCGCUAUGUUUUAUGGAUGGAGGCUUAUGUCACAAACAAUGACCCUAAAUUGAUUGCAAGUUAUUUUCUGAAAACAGUUUCAUGCAUCAAUGGAUGUCCAGAGAGGAUACGUGCUGACAGAGGCACAGAAAAUAGAUGUGUCGAACAAAUGCAGAUGUUUCUGCGGAGAAACCACACAGACAGUUUUGCAGGGGAUAAAAGUUUCGUUUAUGGAAGAAGUACAGCCAACCAACGCAUAGAAGGGUGGUGGGCUACCCUCCGCAAACAAAGUGCACAGUUUUGGAUGAGCUUAUUUCAAACCUUUCAGGAUGAUGGUCACUUCACCGGAGACUUUUUGGACAAAAAUCUUAUCCAAUUCUGCUUUCUUAAUCUUAUUCAGGAUGAACUUGAUGACGUUGUGCACACAUGGAACUCACACAAAAUCAGGCCAAGUGGUGGUGCAUCAUCGGGUCAACCAGUAGUGAUGUACUCUUUUCCAGAGCUGCACAGGGCUGAGGAUAGACUGAAACCUGUUUUCAUGGAUGAGAUCAAUGUGUGCAUGGAAGAGUGUACACCAAAAGGCCAAUAUCCCUGCGAUGAAACAGUGUUUGAACUUUGUUGUCUGCUUAUGGUAGAAAAUGAAUGGAAUGCCCCAAGAGAUCCACUUGUUGCUGCUGAUCUGUAUAUAAGGUUAAGAGAAAAAAUACUCCAAAGUGUUAAAGAAAUUUCUGUAGUCAAAAAGAGAAAAAACAGUGUUUCUGUUUAUCUUGAUUAUGUGAGUAGUUGUCAUGUCUUACAGGUACCCUAUAUGCAGGUAUUCUUGCUUUGUAUCAAAUGAAAGACAUUUUGGGGGCAAGCAAACAUGUCAUUUUUUACGUCAUUCUGUCAGAAUAUUAAUGGUUAUUACUGGUAUAAUGUAAAUGCAGUGUUUUGAUAUGAGUUUAGUCUUUCAGCUACCAUUUUACUGAUCAAAGUAAAAAAAUGUUUGGUUGACAUCUUGUCCCAAUAUAUAGUUUUUUUUUUACUUUUACACUCAGUCAUUAGAAGUAGCAAUGCUCAUUUCUUGUCAAAUAUAGAUAGUGUGAUGUGAUCAUCAGUUAUGUAACAAAUUCUUCUAACUAGCUAUGCUUUCAGCUGCAUAAACAAAUGUAUUUUUUCUUCUAACACAAUUCUGUAUUGUUAAAUAAAAUCCAAUGACAAUGUGUGUGUGAAAUGUGAAUUAAAUGGCAGUACGAGUACAGCAAAAAGGAUAUUAUAAAAUUUGUAAACCUGCCUUCCAUUAAAUAUAAACAUCACUGUUUUGUUGCCAGGCAUUUGUGAAGUAUAAACUCACUAGCUAUCCGUUGCAUUCUGUUGCCAACUUUUUUUCUUACUAUUCAUGACUGGCAAUCCAGAUCGAUAUUUGUAAGCCUUGUGUGUAUCAGCAAAUUACCCAUGCAUUAACUCGGGGAGGAGGGGCAAGUUCAGCCCUCGAGAGCUACUGUCCUUCAUCUUUUAGGUGGAUCCCUUCUCCAUCAUACCUGAAUAAAAUGAAUAGCUUGUUAUCAAGCCUCUUCAGGGCAUCCCUGCACCUAUGUGACAAAACAGUGCCCAAAAGAAGUUCCAAGUUAUUGUCCCAUUAAGUCUGAAACCAUUUGCAAUUAUCAAAUGUGUAUCUAACUUUUUCUAAUGACAUGUUAAAGACAAAUAAAUGGCAUUCAGCACUGUUACUGA